AUGUAUGAUGUAGACGACGUUAAUGAACCCAAGGAUGAUUACUUUGAUGAGAAUUUUAAUGACCUUUUUGGUGACAAUUAUGAUGACACUUGUGAUGGCAAUUCUGAUGACACUUUUGAUGACAAUGACACUGAUACUGGAAACAUAAACAAGGAUGAUACAACAGAUAACGAUGCAGGCAAUAACGCUGCUGCUAGUCAGAUUGCUACGGCUUCUAAGGCAGUAGCCAUAAUUUUUCAAGGCACGGUGAGCCAAUGGACCAUUUCUCGGUAUCUGGACAGCACGACGCAGACCAACAACACUGCAGAGUAUAUUGCUCUGGUUGAAGGACUUCGUGGCGCUCAACAUCAUGGCGUGCGUCGCAUCAAGGUGAUGAGUGACAGUGCGCUGGUUUUGGAGAGAGUGCGUGGACGCUACUCGUGCAAUAACGCUCGACUUCGACGUUUGAGGAACAAGGCAUCGCACUCUCCUUCACAGCUUUGA
Molecule: messenger RNA, 483 nt
Organism: Hyaloperonospora brassicae
Lineage: Eukaryota; Oomycota; Peronosporomycetes; Peronosporales; Peronosporaceae
Source: the annotation of a GenBank genome assembly